AUGGCUGCACCUAUUCCCUAUAGGACUCCUUCAAAUAAUCUGCCAGUAGGAUCAUUCCCACCCACAGUUUAUUAUCGUGAUACUUAUGGACUACAACAUUUGGUCGAUGGUGGUGGAAUUCAACGAAAUCACGCAGAUUCCAUCACUACAGUGGAAUCGGAUGAUACUGUAACAACGAAAUCUACAGUACGUACAAUUGCAAAUAUCCACAAUGUAAACCAGAUGAUCGAAAGUUCGACGUCCAAAGGAACCGUCAAUUCGCCGUCAUUCCAUAUUGAUCAAGUAGUAACAAAUCAAGUUAUACUGAUGCAAGCACGAACCUUGCUCACUCUAACUUUGGUCGCUUUUGGUGCAGCACUUCAAUUGAUGAUAUUUGGUAUAAUAUGUGUUUUUUAUGAUGGUUGUCCGUAUUACCUAGCCGUUAUUGCAAGUAUCUUAUUUAUGCUCAAUGCUUCCACUGUAUUAUGCUUUAUAAGGUAUAGGCCAACACGAACAUUUCUGAUGGUUUGUAUUGCGUUUACCAGUAUCAGCUUUAUUGUUGCUGUGACAAUAUUCAUUUGGACAGCGUACUUAAUCUAUGGUGAAGAUAAGCAAAUACGAGGUCAAGGAUGGUCAUUUCAUGAGGAUAAUUUCCUAGAGCUUAAUCGAAUUAUAUCCAAUACACGCGUAGCUAUGUACAGUUUGCACAUGGUACUUUCUCCCAUACAAGCACUGUGUUGUGCCGGGAUUUUGAAUAUACUUUUCAAGAAUUUACGACAUAUUCAAAUUGAUCGAAUAACACGUGGCUACUUCUUCACACAACCUCUCAUCGGACAACAGACAGUGCUCGUUCCAAUUGAAUUGAAACAAGUAGAAACAUUUGAUGAAAGUGAAAUAGAAAAUGCAUCCGUUGGUGUACAAACAAGCGGUGGUAAUCAGAGCAACAAAGAUAGUUUGUGA
Acanthocheilonema viteae is the source of this 939-nucleotide messenger RNA. The record is from the annotation of a GenBank genome assembly. NCBI's taxonomy places the organism in Eukaryota, Metazoa, Nematoda, Chromadorea, Rhabditida, Onchocercidae.